UUGCAGAACCCCAGCAUGGGCCAACCUGCAAUCUCAGGUAACUACGGCUUUGGUGGUCAGGGUGUGCAGCCAGGCAUGGAUGGCAACGUGGGCCAGGCCAACUCGGGCAUGGGGCCUGGCCAGCGUCCCAUGGGCAUGACGCUGCCCCCUCGUUACCCUAACCAGGAUAUGAUGAGCAUCAUGAACUCCAUGCCCCGGGGGCCCCAGCCCGGCCCAGGCCCAGCCGGUCCUGGUGCGCAGGGGGUGCCCAGUGGCCCCCCUGUAGGCCCCCCGGGCCCUAUCAACAGUGGUCCUGCUGGCCCAGGCCAAAUGAUGCCUGGGCAGCCUAGGGCCAACCCAGCUGACCCUGAGAAGAGAAAACUCAUCCAGCAGCAGCUUGUCCUCCUCCUCCACGCCCACAAGUGCCAGCGGAGGGAGAGCCAGGCCAAUGGGGAGGUGAGGCAGUGCAAUCUUCCUCAUUGCAAAACAAUGAAGAACGUCCUAACCCAUAUGACUACCUGCCAGGCAGGCAAAUCAUGCCCAGUUCCUCACUGUGCUUCGUCACGUCAAAUAAUUUCUCACUGGAAGAACUGCAGCCGGCAGGACUGUCCUGUAUGUGAGCCCCUCAAACAGGCCGACAAGAAGCAGCAGCCGGGCGCAGGAGGUGUGCCGGGCCAGAUCCCACCUACUGUGUCCCAACCUGGCCCCAGUCCUGGUGGUGUUCAGGGGCCACUGACAGGGCCACCAGGACCCCCUGGGCCACCUAAUGUGCCUGGCCAGAUGACUGCUGGACCGCCAGGCCAGAAUGCUGGUCCUAGACCUGGUGGUGGGAGUGGGGUCAAGCGUGUAUAUGAAGGGGACAACCUGCCCCCCAACCUCUCUGGACCUCCAGGUCCCACAGACCCCAUCAUGCGGACACUGCGGCCACAAGUUCCCACUGCGGGAGUGCCUGGCAUGGCUGCCAACAACCAGCAAGGAGGCCCUGGUGGUGUCCAAGGAGGCCCCACAGGUGUGCCUAAUGCACCUGGCAUGCCUGGCCAGAUGGUGAGGCCAGGUGUGCCCAACAAGGGGCCCGAUGGUACCAUGAUGGGCACCCCCACCUCUCAAGGCAUGAAUUCACCUAGCAUGAUCGGCCGAGGGCCCAAUGCCGCUACGGGACCCAUGAAUACUCAUCAGCCACAACAGAUCAUCAGCAAGCCUCCUAAUGUCGGCAUAAAUCAAAACAGUCCUGUUGUGAGUACAAUAUCUAUACCUGAAUGGCUGAACAUCCCAAAUCAGCCAGCACAGCUGCCUAGUGGCUUUGGUUCUGUUACUGCCAAGCCUGUGAAGGGGACCAAAGAGUGGCACCAAAGCAUAUCCAACGAGCUCAGAAACCACCUUGUACAUAAGCUUGUGCAAGCCAUCUUCCCAACGCCAGACCCACAGGCAAUGCUGGACAAGAGAAUGCAGAACCUGGUUGCCUAUGCCAGGAAGGUGGAAGGGGACAUGUUUGAGAUGGCAAACUCUAGACCUGAGUACUACCACCUCCUUGCUGAGAAAAUCUACAAGAUUCAGAAGGAGCUGGAAGAGAAGCGUCUCCAGAGGAAACAGACCACUCCAGGGGUGACAGGACCCCAGGGCCCUCAGGGUCCUCCUGGACCUCCAGGACCUCCUGGGCCCCCAGGACCACCAGGGCCACCAGGACCCCCUGGCCCACCUGGCCCUCCAGGGCCACCAGGGCCACCGGGCUCCCUUGUGGCUCCGAGUCCGAUCCUUACUCCAACCACAUCAGGAGCCAGCAGCAUCGCAGGAAUGGCAGGUCGCCCGACAGGGCCGCGGCCGGUGCACCCCCAGGGUAGCCUGCUCUCCACCAACCCUCUGGCAACUAACCAAGUGUCUCAGCCCACCUCCAUCUGCCAGCCAAGCAGCAAUGCGCAGAUGGGCAUGGGCCCCCUCCCCAUCACCACCAGCGCCUCCACCACCACCACCAACAGCAGCAUGGCUGGGCAGUUCCCAGGAGGUCCCGUCCCGCACAACGACAUGCUGCAGGGGCCUAGGCCUAGUGUUCCACCACCACCUUACAGCACGCCCAAUGAUACGCCUAUCAUGAACCAGAUGGCCAACCGGACCUCACCCGCUAUACCUGUAUCUUCUGUAGCAGCCACCCUGGGCAUCCCUAUCAGCAUGGCCUCGCAGUCAACCCCCAGUUCCAUGGGAAGCCUCUCGUCCAAUGAGAACUCCUUCCCGCCCACAUCUCAGCCAGGCAUCAUCACUACCAAUGCCAACAGUGAAAACACAGUCAUGCCCACGUCCAUCCACACGAAGGACAGCUCUGUGGGAAGCCAACCAGUAGCUGUGGAAAUGACCGAAGAGAAGCCUGAAAAGCCAUGCAAGGUUGUGAAGAUGGAGCCCAUUGAGAUCAAAACUGAGAUCAAGACAGAGCCAGAGGAGACAGAAGGCAAGGAGAUCAAGACGGAGCCCAAGAGUGAGCCCAUGGAAGUGAGCACGGCCUCAGAGGAAGCCUCGGUCAAGCAGGAGAUGGUGGUGAAGGAGGAACCCAAGAGCCCAGCUGCAAGCACCCCGAGUGAAUCAGGCAAAAGCAAUGAAACAGGUAGUAAAGGUGACAAGCCUACCAGUAGUGCAGUGGUGCCCAUUCCAAGACCUGCUCCCACUCCUCCCAAACCAACGCCUGUGCCCUCUACCCCAGCCAAAGAACGCCCACCUCUCUUUAAACCAGAUGAGCUGCGGCAACACCUUGUCCCCACUUUGGAGAAAUUGUAUCGGCAGGAUCCGGAGUCCAUUCCGUUCCGCCAACCAGUUGACCCUUCUGCUUUGGGCAUCCCCGAUUACUUUGACAUCAUCAAGAAGCCCAUGGACUUAUCCACCAUCAAGCGAAAACUGGACACAGGGCAGUACACAGAUCCUUGGGACUAUGUGGAUGAUGUCUGGCUCAUGUUCGACAAUGCAUGGAUAUACAACAGGAAGACAUCCCGAGUUUACAGAUAUUGCACAAAGCUUGCAGAAGUGUUUGAACAGGAAAUUGAUCCUGUCAUGCAGUCACUGGGUUACUGCUGUGGCCGCAAGUAUACUUUCAAUCCCCAGGUGCUGUGUUGUUAUGGGAAACAACUUUGCACUAUUCCUCGUGAUGCCAAAUACUACAGCUACCAGAAUAGAUAUACAUAUUGUUAUAAAUGUUUCAAUGAUUUACAAGGAGACACAAUAACUCUGGGGGAUGAUCCUUCUCAGCCAGCUCUGACAAUCAAGAAAUCGCAGUUCCAAGAGAUGAAGAACGAUGCCUUGGACCUAGAGCCCUUGGUGGAGUGCCUUGAGUGUGGCCGUAAGCAGCACCAGAUCUGCGUUGCUUACCUGGAGACCAUUUGGCCGCAAGGUUUUGUCUGUGAUCUCUGCCACAAGAAGAAAAACACCAAACGUAAAGAGAACAAAUUCACGGCUAAGAAGCUGCCAACCACCAAGCUCAGCAACUUCUUGGAGACGCGUGUCAACAACUUCCUGAAGAAAAAGGAGGCUGGAGCUGGAGAUGUCUAUAUCAGAGUGGUGUCAUCCACAGACAAGGUGGUGGAGGUCAAGGGAGGCAUGAAAACCAGAUUUGUGGAUACAGGGCAGCUGUCACCAGAGUUCCCAUAUCGUGCCAAAGCAUUAUUUGCGUACGAAGUAAUUGAUGGAAUGGAUGUGUGUUUCUUUGGCAUGCACGUCCAGGAGUAUGGUUCUGACAGUCCCACACCAAACACACGACGUGUGUACCUGGCCUACCUGGACAGUGUACACUUCUUCAAGCCCAGACAGUACAGAACAGCAGUUUAUCAUGAAAUCCUUCUGGGCUAUCUCGACUAUGUAAAGCAGUUAGGGUACACCAUGGCACAUAUUUGGGCCUGUCCACCCUCAGAGGGAGAUGAUUACAUCUUCCACUGCCAUCCGCCCGACCAGAAAAUUCCAAAGCCAAAGCGAUUGCAAGAGUGGUAUAAGAAGAUGCUGGACAAGGGCAUCAUAGAGAGAAUAGUGUUAGACUACAAGGACAUUCACAAACAGGCCUUUGAGGACAACUUAAAGUCUCCUGCAGAGUUACCAUACUUUGAGGGUGACUUCUGGCCCAAUGUGAUGGAGGAGAGCAUAAAGGAGCUGGACCAGGAGGAGGAGGAGAAGCGAAAGCAGGAGGAAGCGGCAGCAGCAGAGGCCGCGGCACAGGCUGCUAUGGGUGUGGAGGAAGAGGAGGAGACCAGUCAGGAUGGCAAGAAGAAGGGGCAGAAGAAACACAAAAAUAAGAACAAAAGUAAAAGCCAGCAGAAGAACAAGUCAAAGAGCAAGAAUAAUGCAGCAGGCUGCAAUGAUCUUGCUCAGAAGAUAUUUGUCACAAUGGAGAAACACAAAGAUGUUUUCUUUGUCAUUAGACUGCACAGUGCUCAGUCUGCUGUGAGUUUACCCCCCAUCCAAGACCCUGACCCCAUUAUGGUAUGUGAUCUCAUGGAUGGCAGAGAUGCCUUCCUCACCUUAGCCAGUGAACGCCACCUAGAGUUCUCUUCCCUGCGUCGCGCCAAGUACUCCACCAUGAUCAUGAUGUACGAGCUACAUAACCAGGGACAGGACCGUUUUGUGUACACUUGCAACCAUUGCAAGACUCAUGUGGAAACGCGCUACCAUUGCCAGGAGUGCGACGACUUCGACUUGUGCACGUCAUGCUUCAAGUCGGAGGGCCACCCUCACAAGAUGAUCAAGCUGGGCCUGGAUCUGGAGGAUGGUGUGUCCACAGAGAGCAAGAACCUGAACCCUCAGGAAGCCCGCAAACAGUCCAUACAACGGUGCAUCCAGUCCCUGGUGCAUGCUUCUCAGUGCAGAGAUGCCAACUGCAGGCUCCCAUCUUGCCAGAAGAUGAAGCGUGUCUUGUCCCACACCAAGUCAUGCAAAAAGAAGAAUAAUGGUGGAUGUGCAAUUUGUAAGCAGCUCAUUGCCCUUUGCUGCUACCAUGCCAGAAACUGCAAAGAGCAGAGAUGUGUUGUGCCGUACUGCUCCAACAUCAAGCAGAAGUUGCGCCAGCAGGAGAUGCAACAGAGGUUCCAGCAGCAGCAGCUGAUGAAGAGAAGAAUGCAGCAAAUGAAUGCCCGCAUGAUCAGCUGUGGCAACCCUCAACAAGCAGCUUCGACUCCACAACCAGUCCAGAGUCCCAUCCACACUUCACAGCCCAGCGUGAAGCCUUCCGCACAGGGCCCUUCACCCAAUGUCAUGAAGGCCAUCGCACAGGUUCAGGAAGAGGCAGCCAGGCAGACGGGGCCAGCUACAGCCGUGAGCUAUGGGAAGGGCAACCCAGGCAAUGGUGCAGUGUCGCAGGCCCCCAUGAUGCCUCCCCCCAUCACUCCACAGCAGCAGGUGCGGCCUGCAAUCCCGGUCAACACGAUGGCCCCCAUCACCAGUAUGGGGCCACAGGUGUCUCAGAUGAACUCCAUGGGGAAACCCAAUGCCAUCAUGCAGCAACAGCAGCACCAGCAACAACAACAGCACCAACAGCAGCAACAACAACAGCAGCAGCAACAGCAACAACAGCAGCAGCAGCAGCAGGCACCACAGCAGAACAGAGCUUUGCCAGGAAUGGAGAUGAUGUGGAACAGGUACCCCAACCCUGGAGGCAUGCCAGGGCAGCCCCAGCAGGGCCAGGCAGGUGGCAUCAGACCAGGCAUGAUGGCCCAGCCCAACCAGGUGGCCCAGCACAGUGGAGCCCCUGGCCCACCUCCUGUCAUGGGUCCUCCUGGGCAACCAGGUCAGCCUGGACAGCCUGGGCAGCCUGGCACGCAGCCACAGAGGAAUGCCACCCAGGCUCUGCAGCAGCUCCUACAAACCUUGAAGAACCCAUCAAGCCAGCACCAGCAGUCAGAGGUCCUACAUAUACUCAAAACGCACCCUCAGCUGAUGGCAGCUUUCAUCAGACAUCGUCAGAUUCAGCAGCAGAGUCAGCAGCCCCCACAACCAAAUCCUCAGCAACCCCCUCAGCAACCCCCACAGGGACCAGGUGGCCAGCCAGGCAUGAUCGCUCCAUGUGGGAGCAUGCCUGGGACUGUGCAAGGCUCCAUGCAGCCCACAGGGAUGCAGCCUACAGGCAUGCAACCCACGGGAAUGCAGCCCAACAUCCAGCCUGGGAACAUGCAAGGUGGCAUCGUCAACCAGAUGGGCACCAACCCACCCAUGCAGGGACAACAGCAGCCCAUGGGCGUUCCUCCCACCCAGAGCAACAUGUCCCAUCAGCAGCAGUGGUACCAGCAACAAAAAAUAUUUCAGAUAAGGCAGCAGCAACAGCAGCAGCAGCAACAACAGCAACAGCAGCAGCAGCAAUCUCAGCAACCAGGGGGCUUCCAGCAGCCACAGGCGCCCAUGGGGUAUCCCCAGAGACGGCAAAUGAACUUCCCUCAGCAGCAUAAUUUCCAGGGCGGCGAUGGCCAGUUCGGCCAGGGUUUCCCGCAGCAGCAGCAGCAACAGCAGAUGUUGAUGCAGCAGCAGCAGAUGAAGCCGGUGCCGCCUUCAAUGUCGCCCCAGACCGUGGCGCCUGGCAUGAUGCCGCCGGGGUCCGCCAUGACCAACCCGUCCCCACAGCAGCUGAUGCAGACGGUGACGUCCCCUCCCCCCAGUAACCUCCCCCAGACGGUGCGGUCGCCGCAGCCCAACCCGUCGCCCCGCAACCACGGCCAUCCGUCCCCGCGUGCCGGGCCAGUGCCGUCGCCGCACCACCCUGCGCCCGUGCACUCGCCACACCCGGGCAGCCAGCAAGGCCCUACCAUGGGGGCCAGCGGCACCCCCGGGGACUCCAUGAUGCUGUCGCAGCUGGGGCCGGGCAGCGGGCACCAAGGUCACCAAGCACUGCCACCCUUGCAGCCUGCCAACAACCAACAAAUGGGGGGCAUGGUGGCGACCUCUGAAGCCGAUGUAACUCCUCAAGACAAACUCACAAAGUUUGUUGAGACAUUAUAGUACCAGUGUGCUACUUAGCCCUUGUAGAUAGUCUCUUGUAAAUAUUUUGUAUGUAAGUCUCUGAUUCUCAUACAGACUACAAAUUGUGAUUGUUAUUUUUGCAGUGCUUUAUAUCUGCAAAACAGGAAAGAUAUUAUGCUUCCUUGAAGCAAAACCAGAGGACAUACUGCAGACCCCGAGCUGAAAACUCAUGCCAAUUCCUUAAAAGACAAUUUAAUUGCCCUCUGCGGGGCCUCUAGGCUUAUGGAAGACUAAGAAAAUGAACUCGGUAUGAAAGUUACAAAAAGGAGAUUGUCUUGAAAAUUUUUUAUUACAGUAACUUUGUACAACUUUGCAUUAGUCAUUAAUUUUGGGCAGUUGCUGUCUUGUUUAUAAUUUGAAGAGUGCAAAUAGGUCUUUGCCAAGGUAUUAGCUAGACAUGUUUGGUGCAUUCUAGCUUGCUGAAAUACUAGAGCAGGAUGUACUGAGGAGAUUGUGCCUGUACAUUUCUGCACAAUAAAUGAUGAAAGAGUAAAAUGUAAUGGUUUUGUUAUGCCCCUGCCCCCCCUAUACCCCAGCUGCAGAACACAGUGCGGGCACAACCUCAACAGUGACCUCCCUCAUCUUUGACAUUCCCUGUAGGUAACGCACUUGUCCGGGAGGUCCGCUGUCUCUGCCGGUGCUGUCUGUCGCGGCAGCUCAGGGGAGAGGGCAGUAGGGGGAAAGUGUUCACAUGCAGCGGACCCGAGCGAAAGCUGCUGCUGCUGCUGCUACCACCACCGUCACCCCCCUGUGUAAAAAAAAAAAAAAGUUGGUAGCAGUGCCCACUGGCGCCCCGAGCACGCCGCCCGGCCAGCAGCCGCGAGGGGCGCCGAGUGGGCCACCCUUGAGGGAGGGUGUGUGGGGGAGGAAGCCGCAGCCAGUUCUCCUCUCGUCACGUCGCCUCACCCACCUGUCCUCUAUACAGUUCUUUAAUUUAUUUCUCUUUAAAGAUUGAUAAGUUUGUUUUCACAUUUUCCAACGCUCAACGUGAUGUAUGUAUGUAAAUUGUUGAUUGUAUUGUCUACCAACACCUGCUCAUUGGAAGUUCCCGUUCUCGUCCUGUACAAUGUAUUUUAAUGGGCAUAUUAAAUUUUUUAACUGUCUGGUCCCCCACUUUGUUAUGUUUAAUGUUGACCAAUGAGGAAGUGUUGAACAGAGGAUUUGAUUAUUUUAUAAUAAAUAUAUGACGAAUUAAA
Messenger RNA from Penaeus vannamei (Pacific white shrimp), 8144 nucleotides. It is a transcript of the gene nej, whose product is annotated as nejire. Gene Ontology annotation, cellular component: histone acetyltransferase complex; transcription regulator complex; nucleus. NCBI's taxonomy places the organism in Eukaryota, Metazoa, Arthropoda, Malacostraca, Decapoda, Penaeidae. Gene Ontology annotation, biological process: positive regulation of transcription by RNA polymerase II. The record is from RefSeq and is a predicted model, not a curated record. Gene Ontology annotation, molecular function: chromatin DNA binding; protein binding; transcription coactivator activity.